AUGCAUAAUGGCAGACAUCGACUUCAAUCCCUUGAAGAUCUGCACUUUGGACUGGUUGAUAAAUUCUGGAAGGACCUGGCCGCCGAGGAAGUCGUGGAAGAGCAUUCCUUGACAGAUAUGAAGGUUUCAGCUGGAGUGAAAGAGAAAUAUCUCCCUAGUCAGUAUAGUGCACCCAAGAAGCGAGUCGAUGACAGUACUCAGACCAGGAACAGCAGCAAGAGAAUCCACCGAGUGCCCGUGGCGAAUGGGUAUGCAGAGGAAGCUCCAGGAAAUGAAGUCGAAAAUAAGUUCGAGGAUGAGGAAACAGAAGAUGAGGAAACAGAGGACGAGGUGUAUAGUGAGGAUGAGGACUCUGAGGGCGGGAUGGAUAGCAAGGGCUCUGAGGACGAGAUAGAGAGUGAGGACCUCCAGGAUAUUGGCGAGAGAACCGAGGAGAAGGUUGCAAUGCUUGGUGACAUUGAUGUAGCGACGGCAUUCCUCACCUACCGGGGGGCAGCUUGUGCGCAUACCCUCAGCAGCAUUCAUGAAAAACUGCAAGCCUUGUGGAAGUGCGACUACAACCGCACGAUGGCCCUUUCGGAGGUCCUGAAGGCUCGUCCUGCGUCCGCGGAGCAAGAGUUCUUUUGGCUCUAUCUGGCCAACUGCAUCAAGCGGCUGCCCAGAAAAAAUAGCAAGAGCAAAAACGUCGACCCAUCCACCAUCGCACAGAACAAGAACGACAAGCAGAGUCUGGCAGUAGAGCUGAAAGAUAUCCACCACAGGACGACCUGCACAAUGCCUAUCGGCGAGGUCACUUCGCAAGGACUGAAGACCAAGAAGUCCAAGGUCACCCACGACCCCAAGCGUGUCGCCAUCUUGCUGAAGGAAGCACUAGAGUUUGCGGGCAAGGAGUUCGGGGUUGAGGACGCGGCAUUGGUGGGACUGCAGGUGGUUGCCAACAAGAAGGACGUACAUGUGAUGGCAAGGGUCGGACACAUCUAUGUCUUGGCACACCAGGGGGAUGUAACGAUCCCGAACAGCCUCCACUCCCUCAGCGACAUUGAUCAUGACUUUCCAAUGCGGAAGGCACUAGAAAAAUCCUUCAAGCAGGGCAUCGAGCCCAUUCUCAAGGCCGUCAGGCAAGGCUGUAUGCACAACUGA
Gamsiella multidivaricata is the source of this 1140-nucleotide messenger RNA. RefSeq lists its product as uncharacterized. The record is from RefSeq and is a predicted model, not a curated record. The transcript has 6 exons. The coding region runs from base 1 to 1140 and encodes 379 amino acids. Lineage: Eukaryota; Fungi; Mortierellomycota; Mortierellomycetes; Mortierellales; Mortierellaceae.